Messenger RNA from Aaosphaeria arxii CBS 175.79, 960 nucleotides. Its product is annotated as DUF887-domain-containing protein. Gene Ontology annotation, cellular component: endoplasmic reticulum; membrane. Gene Ontology annotation, biological process: lipid homeostasis. The coding region runs from base 1 to 960 and encodes 319 amino acids. NCBI's taxonomy places the organism in Eukaryota, Fungi, Ascomycota, Dothideomycetes, Pleosporales. The record is from RefSeq and is a predicted model, not a curated record. The transcript is spliced from 2 exons.
AUGCGCGAUCCCAUACCCCCUCCAUCAUAUCUCGUGCAAUUAACCAAACCCUUCGCCGAAAAGCUGACCCUACAAACCUUACCAUGGCAUUUCCACGAAGUACUCCUCGGUUUCUUCGGUUACCACCUGGUCCUCUACAUUUUAUCACCUACUCUGUCUAAACUGAUAUGUCCCAAUGUCUACCGCGGCUUCAACAGGCGCACCCAAAUCAACUGGGACAUUCAUUGGGUUUCCAUGGUCCAAGCACUCUUCAUAAACUCCGCCGCCCUCUAUGUGAUCUUUGCCGACCCUCAAAGAAAAGAGAUGGACUGGAAGGGCAGACUCUGGGGAUACACGCCUGCCAUGGGCAUGGUCCAGGGUUUCGCUGCUGGCUAUUUCGUGUGGGAUUUGCAGAUCUCGGCGCAGUACAUAGCCAUCUCUGGACCAAGCGCAUUGAUCCAUGCAAUCGGUGCCUUAGCAGUGACAUGUAUAGGAUUCAGACCAUUCGGGAACUACUACGGGCUGUCUUUCGUACUCUAUGAGUUGUCGACUCCAUUCUUGAACAUCCACUGGUUUUGCGACAAGUUGAAUAUGACGGGCUCCAAGAUUCAAUUAUACAACGGCAUCGCCCUCAUUGCCACAUUCUUCGGUUGCCGGAUCGUUUGGGGAACCUAUCAAUCCAUCCUGAUCUACUCGGACAUCUACAAAGCGUUGACUUAUUCUCCACAGCUUGACAUGCUAGGCGCAAUUGUGGAAGAACCAACAUGCAUCGCCAACGCGAGUGGCGUCGGCGCAGGAGGGAUCGCAAGCUGCGAAUUGGGAGAGCUUCCCACUUGGCUCGUCUAUGUUUAUCUCAUAGGAAACACUGCUUUGACGCUGUUGAACUUUUACUGGUUCUCUCAAAUGGUCAAGGCAGUGAAGAAGAGGUUUCCUGCAGAAGAAGGAAAGCAAUCAGCGACGCAGGUCAAGAAGGGACAGUAA